Messenger RNA from Cinclus cinclus, 1602 nucleotides. RefSeq names its product 3'(2'), 5'-bisphosphate nucleotidase 1 (gene BPNT1). The transcript has 9 exons. The record is from RefSeq and is a predicted model, not a curated record. Gene Ontology annotation, biological process: phosphatidylinositol phosphate biosynthetic process. Gene Ontology annotation, molecular function: 3'(2'),5'-bisphosphate nucleotidase activity. Lineage: Eukaryota; Metazoa; Chordata; Aves; Passeriformes; Cinclidae. The coding region runs from base 230 to 1153 and encodes 307 amino acids.
GAUUCGGGGCGUUCCGACGUGGUUUAUGUAGAGACCUCCCUGAAGGGGCAGGCACGGAGGCCUCGGUGCGCUGCGGGCGGUGAGCGGCGGUGCCGGGGCGUGGAUCCCUGCUUGGCGAGGGUGACGGGCGCCAGGGUCUCGGAGCACUCCGGACGCUGCCGGCGAUCCGUGCUGGGCCGCGGGGACCGGCGGAGAUCCUGGGAAAAGCGAGGCCGGGCACGCAUUCAGCAUGGCUUCUCCAGCUCUCCUCAUGCGUGUGGUGGCCUCGGCGUAUUCUGUUGCAGAAAAAGCUGCAACAAUUGUUAGAAAUGUGAUGUCUGCAGGAGAUCUGGGCAUAGUGGAGAAGGCUGGACCCAACGACUUGCAGACCAAAGCUGACCGACUGGUACAAAUGAGCAUUUGUGCUUCCCUGGCACGCAAGUUUCCCAAGGUGACAAUCAUAGGAGAAGAAGAACUGCCCACUGAUGAUGUAACUGAGGAUUUAAUUGAAGAUGGUCACUGUGAAGAAAUACUGAAGAAACCUUGUCCUGCUCAGUACACAGGAAUUAAAGAGGAAGAGCUUGUAAUAUGGGUUGAUCCCUUGGAUGGAACCAAGGAGUACACUGAAGGUCUCCUUGACCACGUAACGGUUCUUAUUGGAAUUGCCUAUGGAGGUAAAGCGAUAGCAGGAGUUAUCAACCAGCCAUAUUACAACUAUGAGGCAGGAGCUAAUGCUGUGCUGGGCAGGACAAUCUGGGGAGUGCUGGGCAUGGGUGCCUUUGGCUUUCAGCUGACAGAAGCACCUGCUGGCAAACACAUCGUUGUUACCACCCGCUCCCACAGCAGUGCCCUGGUGAACGAGUGCAUCGCUGCCUUGAACCCAGAUCAUGUCAUCAGAGUCGGAGGAGCAGGAAACAAGGUCAUUCAACUCAUAGAAGGCAAAGCAUCUGCUUAUGUAUUUGCCAGUCCUGGGUGCAAGAAGUGGGAUACAUGUGCACCUGAAGCUAUCCUACAUGCUGUGGGAGGCAAGAUAACUGAUAUCCGUGGCAAUUCGUUUCAGUAUAACAAGGAGGUGAAACACAUGAAUUCAGCUGGGGUCCUUGCCACUUUGAGAAAUUAUGACUACUAUGCCAGUCGUAUUCCAAACACUGUGAAAGAAUCUCUUGUGCCUUAAAGCAGGGAAGAGUCUUCACUUGGCCUGGAAGGCUGAGAAAAUGAGCUUGGAAAAAAGAAAGGAAGAAGAUGACUGAGCUUGAAAUUCUGUUUCAUAGAAUCUGAACUGAAUUCUUUCAGAUGGCGAAAGGUGUUCAACAAUUUCAGAAUUAUAAAAAAUCUCUAAUCAUCUGCUGGAUCAGAUUGUUUGGCUGUGUUGAGCAGACAUCAAAGCAGUCACAUUUAUUCAGUAAUUGUUUUCUGUGUUCUUUGGGAGUUUUCCUUCCUCAUGACCGUGUGUAAUAUCGUGCUAAUCAUAACACUGCAGACCAAAAAUCAUCUUCUUAUUCUGGUCACAAAAUCGUGUUAAGUCAUGUACCUGAUUUUGCUCAAUGGUUUUUGUUGUCAUUAAGGGUUAUUGUGCUAAUUACAAAUGGACUAAGGAUUUGCCUGGAUGGAUGAGCCCAUUUA